GUGAUGGGCUGAUGGGUUUUGUGAAUCCUAUAACAAAAUAAUAUAUUAUAAUUAUAGACGUAUGAUUUGUGCCACAUAAAUUAUUGAUUAAUAUUAACAUAGGAUUACUGUGUCAAUAUGGAUAAACUAACAGUGAUAUCUGGGACACUGUUCAUGGCAGCUGAUGUGUUUGCAAUAGUUAGCCUUGCCAUGCCCGACUGGAUAAUUACCGAUGUUGGAGGGGAUACUCGACUAGGGCUCAUGUGGUCCUGUAUUACACUAUAUAACAGACCACAGGUGUGCUUCACUCCAGACCUACAACCUGAAUGGCUACUGGCCCUUAUUUGCAUCUUUAUUGGAUGUAUAUGCAUCACAACAACAGUGAUACUCUUGGCAUCAAGUCACUUUGAUCGUAAUGUUAUCCCUUAUGCAAGAUGGGUGGGCUUUGCUGCAAUGGUAGUUUUCUGCUUGGCUGCAGUCAUUUUCCCGAUGGGAUUCCAUGUUGAUGAGAUUGGAGGCCAGCCAUAUCAACUGCCAAACAGCCAUCAAGUGGGAAUAUCUUACAUAUUAUUUGUUCUCUCACUGUGGAUAACAGUAAUAUCCGAGCUCUUUGCUGGCAAAGUGUGUCUGCCCCACUUUUAAGCAGAUUUCAGGGUUGUUAAUGAUAAUUACAUUCCAAUAAGUAUUAUUUAGAGGGCCUAUUUUUGGCUCUUUUAUGUGGCAUUAACACUACUAUGUUUCUAAUGUGUCUGUCACACUUGCCACUUAGAAACCUUUUAGGUGCCAGUCAGCCAACAUUGCUUGCAUGUUAUCACAGCAUUAUGGUAGGAUGUAGAUAGACUCUAUAGACUACUUCUCAAUGACUGCCCUGCCCAUAAGAGUAAAGGCUAAAAGAAAUAAAUACUUACCAAUGGUACAUAGCUGCUGCUGUUCUGAUGCACACUGUACACACAGAUGAACUCGCAGCAUGAGGCAGGAACAGCCAAUUCCAAAUAACUUUUGUUCAUAAAAACAACCAUUUAGCUACUUGAUUUUCAAAUUCAACAAAAUGAACAUAAUAAAUAUA
Cydia splendana is the source of this 1045-nucleotide messenger RNA. RefSeq lists its product as uncharacterized. The coding region runs from base 118 to 621 and encodes 167 amino acids. The transcript is spliced from 3 exons. Gene Ontology annotation, biological process: negative regulation of smoothened signaling pathway. NCBI's taxonomy places the organism in Eukaryota, Metazoa, Arthropoda, Insecta, Lepidoptera, Tortricidae. The record is from RefSeq and is a predicted model, not a curated record. Gene Ontology annotation, cellular component: Golgi apparatus; ciliary membrane.